GCUUAGGAUGAGCAAUGACAUUUCGGACAGGGUAGAUUGAUGAAGGUGAAUACCCUAAGCAGGUGAAUUUGGUCAAGUCAGCAAAAUCUGAGUAUAGAUCCUUUUGAGGGUUGGAAGCCAGGCAACGUCGUGGUAAACUUAAGUCUUCGGAUAAAGCCGUAGUGCUUGAAAUAGAUCUCAUCACUAGAACCAAAUGGCCAAUGAUGUGUUGGAAUCUGUGUCACCAAACGACGAAUUUGAUGUAGAUAUUAGACAACAGGAUGAGUAUUAUCAACUGGAGAAGACAUCUGGCUGUUUAGGUGGAUUGUUAUCAAGUAGUACCUGUAUUGAAAUCAGACAACUGUUUACUCUUGCAUGGCCCACUGUGUUUUCUUACUUUUUCUACCAUCUGAUUUCCAUGAUAACCCUGUUUUUUGCGGGACGUCUUGGAGAGGUUGAACUAGCAGCAGGAACAUUAGCUAUUUCAUUCAUAAAUGUCACGGGACCAUCUUUGUUCACUGGUUUGUCUUCCGCUUUGGAGACAUUAGGCUCACAAGCUGUUGGAGCCAAGAACUAUCGCAUGGCAGGCAUUGCACUUCAGAGAGGGGUUUGGAUAUUGGGUAUUGCAUGUAUAUUAACCUGCGCCCUCUGGAUCAAUGCUGAACAACUGUUGUUGAUGGUAGGCCAGAAGAGAAAUGUUGUCCACCUGACACAGGAGUUUGCCCUGAUAUGCAUUCCUGCUUCAAUAGCCAUCUUCAUGUUCUUUCUGUUACAAAGAUAUCUUCAGACCCAGGGUGUUGUCAAACCAAUCCUUUAUGUUGGCGCUGUCUCCAAUGCUAUUCAAAUUGGUAUAAAUGCAUUGAUGGUGUAUGUCCUCAAAUGGGGUUUCAGAGGGAUUGCCAUCUGCUGGUCAUUUACCAAUGUGAUCAUAUUUUUGUUGACAUUUGCUUACAUGAGGGUUUUUAAGUUGGAUGAAAAAACAUGGCCAGGUACUAAAAACACACCUAGGCUGGACCACAGAAAGUCUGUUAGACUGGGGACAGUUUAUCAAGCUUGCUGUGGCUGGAAUGGUGAUGAUUUGGAUUGAGUGGUGGAGUUUUGAAAUAGGAUCAUUUCUUGCAGGUAUUUGGUUAAAUGGUCUUAAAUAUAUAAAACAACAGGAAGUUAUUUGUAGAUGCUUCAGUGCGAAUUUGGGAAAUUUUCUACCUUUUAUGCCUUUUGAUAUGAAAUUGUUGCAAUUUUAUCCAAACCCUGGUUCAUACUUAAUUUCUGUACAAUGAAAUUCAUGAAAUGUCAGAGGCCUAUGAGUUAACAAAAUUGACAGCAAGCAAAACCUUUGCCAAGCAGACCCCAUUUUUUAGUGGACACACUGUCCUACAUAAAUUCCAGCCUAAGGACAAAAAGUUAUCCUCUCCUAUGUACUUUAAAGUGAACCAGAAUUAAGCAGACACACUCCUGUCUCUGCCCAUUAUUAGGUACACUUAGUCUAGUUUACCUGAAAAAGACGACAGAUCUUUUGCCACAAUUUGCUUUGUUUCAAGCUAUGAAGUAGCCUUUAAGAAAAGCAUUAGUACUCCUUCACAUUUUGAUUUUAUGUCAUUAAAACAAAACUUAGCAAAACGAAAAGGCCUUCUAGAGCGAAGAAAAAUAACACAACAACCUGAUGAGAGCUUCAAGCAUCUGAU
Molecule: messenger RNA, 1664 nt
Organism: Stylophora pistillata
Lineage: Eukaryota; Metazoa; Cnidaria; Anthozoa; Scleractinia; Pocilloporidae
Product: multidrug and toxin extrusion protein 1
Biological process (GO): xenobiotic detoxification by transmembrane export across the plasma membrane
Cellular component (GO): membrane
Molecular function (GO): xenobiotic transmembrane transporter activity; antiporter activity
Source: RefSeq, a predicted model, not a curated record